GAGAUAAAAGCCUUCAGUCCUGAUGUGAUGUGUCAGAGAAACUUGUGUCGCCGUUGAGAGAAGAAAGAGAAAACGUGCAGAGAUGGGCUACUUUCCAUAUUUCUCAGCCGAGACAUGGACCCUUCUGGUUGCGCUCAUCACGCUGAUCUUCGUGUAUGCCUACUGGCCAUAUGGAGUAUUUAAGAAAUUAGGCAUCCCUGGUCCCAAACCAGUCCCCUUUUUCGGCACUAUGUUGGCCUACAGAAAGGGAUUCACUAACUUUGAUCAGGACUGCUUCAAUAAAUUUGGAAAAACAUGGGGCAUUUUUGAUGGUCGUCAGCCUGUGCUGUGUGUAACAGAUCCUGCCAUGAUCAAAACCGUUCUGAUAAAGGAGUGUUACUCUUUCUUCACCAACCGCAGAAACUUCCGCCUGAAUGGUCCUCUGUACGAUGCUGUGUCCAUCGCUGAAGAUGAUGAUUGGAGGAGGAUCCGAAGUGUCCUUUCUCCCUCUUUCACCUCUGGAAGACUGAAGGAGAUGUUUGACAUAAUGAAGCACCACUCUGCUAACCUGGUCAGCAACAUGAAAAAGAAAGCUGACAAAGAUGAAUCAUUGGACUUGAAGGAGUUCUUUGGUCCAUACAGUAUGGAUGUAGUAGCCAGCACUGCCUUCAGUGUAGACAUAGACUCACUCAACAACCCCGCAGACCCCUUUGUCACUAACAUCAAGAAGAUGCUGAAGUUUGAUUUUCUCAACCCCCUCUUCCUCAUUGUUGCCUUCUUCCCCUUCAUGGGUCCUGUACUUGAGAAGAUGGAGUAUUCUUUUUUCCCAUCGUCUGUCACAGACUUCUUCUACGCUGCACUGCAGAAGAUUAAAUCUAAUCGAGAAAACAGCAAGCAAAAGAGUCGGGUGGAUUUCCUUCAGCUGAUGAUUGACUCCCAGAAAAACAAUGACUCCAGUGGCGGAGCGCAGGAUAAAGGUUUAAAUGAUCACGAAAUCCUUUCUCAAGCUAUGAUUUUCCUCUUUGCUGGGUAUGAAACAAGCAGCAGUUCUCUCACUUUCUUGGCCUACAAUCUGGCUAGAAACCCCCAUAUCAUGAAACGGCUGCAGGAGGAGGUAGACUCCACCUUCCCAAACAAGGCUCCUGUCCAGUACCAGGAACUGAUGCAGAUGGAGUACCUCGACAACGUCAUUAACGAGUCUCUGCGUUUGUACCCCAUUGCGGCACGUCUGGAGCGCGUUGCCAAGGCAUCUGUGGAGAUAAAUGGCAUUGUGAUUCCAAAAGAUAUGGUUGUCAUGGUGCCCACUUGGCCCCUGCACCGGGAUCCUGACGUGUGGCCCGAACCAGAGGAGUUCAAACCAGAGAGGUUCAGUAAGGAAAACAAGCAGACUAUUGACCCGUACACGUACAUGCCUUUUGGAGCGGGGCCGAGGAACUGCAUUGGGAUGCGAUUUGCUCUUGUGAUGAUGAAACUAGCAGUGGUGGAGAUCCUGCAGAGGUUCAGCUUCCGUAUGUGUAAGGAGACAGAGGUGCCCUUGGAAAUGGACGUCCAGGGCCUGCUGGCGCCAAAACGACCCAUCAAAUUGAAGCUGGAGGCACGUUCUGAGCAGUCAAACUAAAUAACCAACAAGAUAAAGGAUUAUAAUUUCAGUUGCAUUCUGCACAGACAUAUAAUCUAUAAAACUAUUUGAACAUUAUUACUGUUUCAUCAUGCUAUCAGUUGUCUGUACCUGUCUGUGUAUUUGGUAUUUCUGUUGUUUUAUCUCUUUUAAAUUUUUACCAAAACUUAACCAAAACCAAAUGUCAAUUAAUCUUUCUUGUUUUUGUAAACAAUAAAGCACUUUACAACUUUU
Scomber japonicus (chub mackerel) is the source of this 1831-nucleotide messenger RNA. RefSeq names its product cytochrome P450 3A40. The transcript has 13 exons. The coding region runs from base 83 to 1597 and encodes 504 amino acids. The record is from RefSeq and is a predicted model, not a curated record. NCBI's taxonomy places the organism in Eukaryota, Metazoa, Chordata, Actinopteri, Scombriformes, Scombridae. Gene Ontology annotation, molecular function: iron ion binding; heme binding; steroid hydroxylase activity.